CGGGGAAGGGCGGGGCCUCGGUGAGGCGGGGCCCUGACGGGCCGAGCUCGCGGGCGUCUGCCGGCCGGGCAGACGCUGCAGCUGAGCUGCGCCGUGGCUGUGGCAGGUCCGCGCCAGAGCUCUGCUAGCGACCCGUCCGACAACUUCCGGACUCCCAGGUAGGGAGGAGCCCCUGUCAGCAUUGCCAGUUACCCCGAACACCUGGCCGGUGUGGAAGGGCCGGGACUCCCUCCCCUGACUUGGGGGUGCAUCUGCUCAAACUCUGUCGGCCCCUCAAGCAGAAAUGGUGUGGGAUCUGGGCCAAACCCGUCUUGGAGUGAGUCAGAGCCACCAGCCCUACUGGAGGGAUGGGGCAUGGGGUGAAUGGCCCCUAGCCUUUUCCUUCUGACUGGUUCGUAUCGCCCUGGUGGCUUCAGCCCUGGUGCCUUCAUCUUAGCUCCUCUACUUUGCUUCUCCCACCCCACUGGUUUUCCUGCCUCCCUCUUCAGAGAUAAGACACAUGGCUGGACCAAGGCCUCCAGGGUAAGUGACCCGAACUUCAAGCCAGCAGAGGCCAUGUCAUCCUAAGCUAGGGAUAGGGGAGGCUCGCCGGGAUGAACUUUUGGCUUAACCUAACCUCUGCUCCCUACUUCUGCCUUUCGCCCCAGUCUCAGAUGACGGGAGGCCAGUGCCAAAGUGAUAGGGUCUACAGAGGCAGUCCUCUUCUAGGACUGGGACACAACAGUGCAUGAGGCAACUGACAGGGGUGAUGUAAAGCUGUUGUGUCUCCAUCCUGGUUGCCCCAGUUCUAGCAGGUGAUGUGACACUACAGUGGUCGCUGCCCAAAUUGAGAAAUGGAAGGAGGUGCUGCUGGUCCCUAGAAACACUCAUAGUUCCAUGUGAACAUGGGGGGAGCCCUGGACUCUGAGCACAGCCUCUGAGAUAUAUCGCAGUGGCUCUGGGAGUCUCAAAGUCUGGGACCAGUGGGAGCUCUGACAAAAGGAGAAGAAAGCCCCCCAGUAGACAUGUGGCUCCGUCCCUUCUGACUGGGAGAGCCCUGCCAUUGAGGAAGGCAGCACAGGACUGGGACCCACCCAUGAAUCCUUCUCAGGACAACCCAGCAGCACCAGUGGGGAUGUUCUCCUAAGCCACAGAGGGCCUGGGCACGCAUCCGCCCUCCAGGAAGAGCCAUGGUGUUAAUGCAGGGCAGGGGCAGUUCUCAGCAGUGGCCUGGUCUGGGAGGCGAGGGUAGUGGCACAAGUCCCUUAGGCAUGCUCAGAGCUGCCCUGCUGCUCAUCAGCCUGCCGUGGGGGGCCCGAGGGACAGCCAGCAGCAGCCUCAGCACUGCUGGGGGUCACACUGUGCCACUGACUGGGGGCCGCUACUUGAGCAUUGGAGAUGGCUCUGUGAUGGAGUUUGAGUUUCCUGAGGAGAGUGAGGGCAUCAUUGUGAUCUCCAGCCAGUACCCAGGCCAAGCCAACAGGACGGCGCCCAGCCCCAUGCUCAGGGUUACAUCCCUGGACACAGAGGUGCUGACCAUCAAGAACGUGAGUGCCAUAACCUGGGGAGGUGGGGGUGGCUUUGUGGUGAGCAUCCACUCAGGCCUGGCUGGGCUGGCCCCACUCCACAUCCAGCUGGUGGACGCCCAUGAGGCCCCGCCCACACUGAUCGAGGAGCGGAGAGACUUCUACAUCAAGGUCUCCCCUGCUGAAGACACCCCUGCCACCCUCAGCACCGACCUGGCCCACUUCUCGGAAAACCCAAUACUCUACCUGCUCCUGCCUCUUAUCUUUGUCAACAAGUGUUCGUUUGGGUGCAAAGUGGAACUCGAGGUUCUGAAGGGGCUCAUGCAGAGCCCCCAGCCCAUGCUGCUGGGCCUCCUGGGCCAGUUUCUGGUCAUGCCCUUGUACGCUUUCCUAAUGGCCAAGGUCUUCAUGCUGCCCAAGGCCCUGGCUCUGGGCCUCAUCAUCACCUGCUCGUCGCCUGGCGGCGGAGGGAGCUACCUCUUCAGCCUCCUUCUUGGAGGGGACGUCACCCUGGCCAUCUCCAUGACUUUCAUCUCUACGGUGGCUGCCACUGGUUUCUUGCCUCUGUCUUCAGCCAUCUACAGCCACCUGCUCAGCAUCCAUGAAACACUCCACGUGCCCAUCUCCAAAAUCCUAGGCACCCUGCUGUUCAUCGCCAUCCCCAUAGCAGUGGGCGUGCUGAUCAAGUCCAAGCUCCCCAAGUUCUCCCAGCUGCUGCUGCAAGUCAUCAAGCCCUUCAGCUUUGUGCUCCUCCUGGGCGGCCUUUUCCUGGCCUAUCGCAUGGGGGUCUUCAUCCUGGCAGGUGUCCGGCUACCCAUCGUACUGGUGGGUAUCACAGUGCCCCUGGUUGGCCUGUUGGUGGGCUACUGCCUGGCCACAUGUCUGAAGCUGCCGGUGGCCCAGCGGCGGACAGUCAGCAUUGAGGUAGGGGUGCAGAACAGCCUGCUGGCCUUGACCAUGCUGCAGCUAUCCCUCCGCCGCCUUCAAGCUGACUAUGCCUCCCAGGCCCCCUUCAUUGUGGCGCUGAGCGGCACCUCCGAGAUGCUGGCCUUGGUCAUCGGCCACUGCAUCUACAGUAGCCUGUUCCCAGUUCCCUGAGGCCUCUGGGUCAAGCUUUCAUCAGCCCCAGCCCCGACACUCCACCAAAGUUCUCAUGCACUAUGCACUCAGAAAAAUCCAGGCUUAUUUUUUUUACUGAUUUUUUAUUCUCCAGCUUUCAGUGCCACAGAGGCCAUGCUGAGUUAGGUAGGUGGGUGCUGCCCAGAAAAUAUAUUUCAAUAAAAGAGAGAAGCAAGCUUG
Messenger RNA from Rhinopithecus roxellana (golden snub-nosed monkey), 2804 nucleotides. It is a transcript of the gene SLC10A3, whose product is annotated as solute carrier family 10 member 3. Gene Ontology annotation, cellular component: membrane. Gene Ontology annotation, biological process: bile acid and bile salt transport. The coding region runs from base 1170 to 2603 and encodes 477 amino acids. The record is from RefSeq and is a predicted model, not a curated record. Gene Ontology annotation, molecular function: bile acid:sodium symporter activity. NCBI's taxonomy places the organism in Eukaryota, Metazoa, Chordata, Mammalia, Primates, Cercopithecidae. The transcript has 3 exons.